AUGGCGGUCCAUGAAGACCCAUCUGGUGCUACUGGAGAGCCCGCACCCUCGAUUGAAGGAUCACCCUCCCAAUUACUUGAAGGCUCAGACCACCAUCAAUUGGAAAAUGGGGCCACGAAUGAAGCCGAUGACUCAGCUAGAGCUGUUCCGGACGUGACUGGGGAGAAUAAUGAGAAGUGCUACGAGUAUGACGGGUGCGACGAGUGCGAAAGAGUCGAAGGCGUUAUCAAAGGGCGCAUUUAUGUGGCACAUUACGGAGAUAAACCAUUUAUCGUGCCCUUUGCGAUGUGUCAAACGUGGAAGGAGAUGGAAGAUAGAAUUGUUCUUUCUUUUGGAGACAACGAGCAAGGGAAGAAAGAAUUCUUGGAGGGUAAAUUCGGCCUUUACGAAGCCGAAGGCACCCAGGGCAUAGGACCUGUUAUCUUAAAAGAGCACUGGGAAAUGCUAGCUGUUCCAUAUCUGAGCGUCGUUGUGAAACUCGAUUCACAGAAGAUUGAACCCAAAGAAGAGACUUCUGAUUCCGAAACAGAGAGCUCCGAAUUGGAAGAGGAAUAUGAUCCGGAGGAGUGUGAGUAUUUCGAUCAGGUUAGGUACACAGUUGACUACUAUCGAAAAGCCAAAUAUUCCUUCGAUGAGGAUGAGCUCUUGUGGAGCGUUAGUUUCAAUCAGUCUUUGGCUUUGCAGCAGUCAGGUAUGCAUGGAGCUAAAGUCGUACCUGUUCUUGAAGAGAAAAGAAUUGUCCUUGGCAGCCCCAAUGCAAAAGGGCUGGAAGAGCCAGCCCCGGACCAAGUACCAAGGCUGAAGGUGACCGAUGAGGCUUCAGAGCCGACCUUGCAUAUUAAUUCUCCGUUUCUACUGAAUUGUCUGAGAGCAGUCAUCAGAUACACUUCUAACGCUCCAUCGGGGGACAAACUGGAUGAAUUGAAGACUGGAAUAUUCUACUAUCCUUACCAAGAUCUCUUUCAUCACAAAAGUCGACUUCUAUCGUAUAAGGAAGAGACGGGCGGUCAUCGUUCGCGUCACAGCACAGAAUACAACAAAGCUUGUGAUUGUCACAUUGAUGUUUUGGUUGAUUACCUGAACAAACACCCAGAGAUAGAGCCUCUUGCUGCAGAGCACAACUGGACGAAGAAAGUGCCAGUGACAACUUUCUCUAGCUUGUGGCUUUUGCUUCAACCAGGAGAAGACGUUUAUGUUGGAGAAGACGGCCAACUAAACGCAUACGUGGUCCAUUCAGUGUCUGGAGGCACCCUCCAACGCGCCUUGAAUUCUGGACGCACAUUGGCCACUGCAAAGGAGUACACAAUACUUGUGUGGAACAUCGUGUAUGAUGGGGACGUGAUUCGUCGAAAACUGAAAUCAAUUACCGUGCCGGUUUUUAACGGAGAGAAAGCAAUCAAGUCACUUCCGAUAUUCCCCACCAGGUUUCAGGAUGAAAUCGAUGAUGGAGCGCGGCGCAAAGGUUUGAUUCAACGGGGCCGGAAAAUGUUUGAAUACUCUAAGCAGCCCGCCUUUUUGGAAUACACUGGUGUGGGAAUGAAAGAAGGUUCGAAGAAACACCACCGAUCUCGUGUGGUGGUCGACCAUAAAUCACAGCCAUGGCUGGAUUCAGAUUUUGACUUACUGUACUCAUGGAAUUUGAGCAGCAGCGACGAAGACCUUAUGGAUCGGAGUCGGGCGGCAUUCUGUGAAUGUGGUCCAUGCGCUGAUUUCGAUGCCGCCAAUGGGGUUUACGUACUCCCAACCUUCAAGGAUUAUGAUGAUAUCAAUCCAAAUGCACCUGGUGAGGUUUCCGAUCGCCAUUAUCUUCUAUGCAUGUCACAUAUGUAUGGAUUUGUUCUCAAAGAUCGCGUGUAUGACUUGCUGGACGUAAGCGGGCUGUCAAAUCCUGUUUUAUCCAAAAAUGCGAUUGAAAAUCUCGUGAUGCGGCCAGAGUCAAACAAAGAUACAAUCAAAGCGAUUGUUCAAACCUACGGCGGGAGUACUGGGCAGUCUAAACAGUUCCAUGCGGACUUUAUCCAUGGCAAAGGGGAAGGGCAAAUCUUUCUUCUGCAUGGGCCACCAGGGACUGGAAAGACUUUAACUGCUGAAUCUGUGGCUGAAUUUACCAAGCGACCACUGCUUAGCAUCACAGCGGCAGAUCUCGGCCACGAUCCAAUUGACUUAGAGAGAAAUCUUCUCAGAUUCUUCAAGGAUGCGAAAAACUGGGACGCUAUUGUGCUCCUAGAUGAAGCUGAUGUCUACCUGGAACGGCGAUCCUCAAGUGAUCUACGGCGAAAUAGCAUUGUCUCUAUAUUCCUGCGGGCUUUGGAGUAUUUUGAGGGAAUCUUGUUUUUGACUACCAAUCGCGUGGGACAUUUUGACGAGGCCUUCCUGUCUCGCAUACAUGUAUCAAUUGGAUACGAGCCCCUGAAUGACGAGGCUAGAGGAUAUAUCUGGGACAACCUAUUGACAAAGCUGAAGGAAGAGUAUCGCAAUGGUGGUCGAAAGAUCCAAUACGAUUAUGACGUGAAGCAGUACGUCAAAAAGGAUGAGACCCUCAAGAAACUAAAAUGGAAUGGUCGGGAGAUCCGGAAUGCUUUCCAAACUGCCGUCGCCUUGGCAAUUUACGAUGCCGAAAAGGUAGACAGAAAUGGUGGAUCUGACGAGGAAUCCAUUCCAGAGCUCAAAGAAAAGCACCUGAUGCAGGUCGUUAGCAUGUCGAUGGCCUUCAAACAGUACAUCACAGCAACACAUGGGGAUAUCGGUGACUCGGAUUACGCGUACCAGUUGGGACAUCGGAAUGAUAAAUUUCAUAUGCAGUCAAUAAGCGAUAGUAGUUAG
Penicillium cosmopolitanum is the source of this 2823-nucleotide messenger RNA. Its product is annotated as ATP-binding protein. Gene Ontology annotation, molecular function: ATP hydrolysis activity; ATP binding. NCBI's taxonomy places the organism in Eukaryota, Fungi, Ascomycota, Eurotiomycetes, Eurotiales, Aspergillaceae. Bases 1 to 2823 code for a protein of 940 amino acids. The transcript is spliced from 8 exons. The record is from RefSeq and is a predicted model, not a curated record.